Messenger RNA from Hirundo rustica (Barn swallow), 657 nucleotides. RefSeq names its product zinc finger protein 70-like. Gene Ontology annotation, molecular function: DNA-binding transcription factor activity, RNA polymerase II-specific; RNA polymerase II cis-regulatory region sequence-specific DNA binding. The record is from RefSeq and is a predicted model, not a curated record. Lineage: Eukaryota; Metazoa; Chordata; Aves; Passeriformes; Hirundinidae. The transcript has a single exon. Gene Ontology annotation, biological process: regulation of transcription by RNA polymerase II. Bases 1 to 657 code for a protein of 218 amino acids.
AUGGAGACAAGGGAGGACAAAUCCCUGUAUCAGAACCUCAUGGAAGAAGCCGUUUUGAGCAGCUCCAUAGCACAGGAAACCAACAGGGAGAAAAAGCGACGGAUAUCUGACAGGAGGAAGGACUCCAAACCCAUCUCAGGGUGCAACAAGGAGGAAAGACCCACCCUGUGCCAAGAAGGUGGACAGAACUUCAGCCAGAGCAACACCCCUGCCCAGCACCAGAUCAUCCACACUGGGGAGUCACCCUAUGAGUGUCCCGAGUGUGGAAAGAAGUUUCAGAGAAGCUCCAAUCUCCUCGUGCACCAGCAGAUUCACACAAAGAAGAGGCCCUUCCACUGCCCCAGCUGCACGAAGGACUUCAAGCACAACUCUACCCUCAUCAUUCACCAGCACAUCCACACUGGGGAAAUGCCCUACAAAUGUGCAGAAUGCAGGAAGGGCUUCCACCAGAGUUUCCAACUGAUCAUCCACCAAAUGAUCCACAAUGGGAAGAGGCCCUACCAGUGUGGGGAAUGUAGGAUGAGCUUCAGCAUAAGCUCCCACCUGAUCCAAACCUGGGGAUCCAAACCAGGGAAUGGCCCUACACAUAUCCCGCUUCUAGGGAAGAGCUUGUCCAGGAGCUCUCACUUGAGCAGACACCAACAGAGACACCGUUAA